AUGCAACUCCGCAAGGCUGCUCGCAUCAUAUUAGUCGGUGCUCCCGGCGUGGGCAAGGGUACUCAGUCCGAGCGUAUGCUCCAGCGAUUUCCCCAAUUAGCCUCGAUCAGCUCUGGAGAUCUCUUGAGAGACAAUGUUCGCAGACGGACUCCGCUCGGCAUCCAAGCCGAAUCCCUCAUGAAAGCGGGCGCCCUUGUUCCCGACUCGACCAUCUUGCGCCUGAUCACAAACGAACUGACCACCCGGGGGUGGCUGACUCCUUCUACCACACAAAAGCCUCUGAUCAUGAACUCUGUGGCCUCCUCUUUCAAUGCCGUCACAUCUCCUCAAGACGAUUACAUAACUCCAACAACCGCACACCAGCGCCAAUACGAGUUUAGCGAUCAGCCAAACGCCUCUUUCAUCCUCGACGGCUUUCCUCGCACCGUUGACCAAGCCAUCCAACUUGACAAGUUGAUUCCCAUCAAUCUCGUUGUCCAGCUCAACACUCCCACGUCCGUCAUCCUUGAUCGCAUUUGUAAUCGUUGGAUCCACGCUGCAUCUGGUCGGGUAUACAACACUACUUUCAACGCCCCCAAGGUUGAGGGUAAAGAUGAUAUCACGGGCGAGCCACUGAUUCAAAGAGACGACGACAAACCAGAGACAUGGAUGGCUCGUUUGAACAAGUUCGAAGAAACAAGUCAGCCUCUGCUCGAACACUACGACAAGCUCGGUGUUCUGUGGAGAGUCGAUGGUAACAGCAGUAACGAAAUUACCCCUAAACUCUUUGAUGAGUUCAACAAGAGGUUUGGAUUGGCAUGA
This is a messenger RNA of Aureobasidium melanogenum CBS 110374, 801 nucleotides long. RefSeq names its product adenylate kinase. Lineage: Eukaryota; Fungi; Ascomycota; Dothideomycetes; Dothideales; Saccotheciaceae. The record is from RefSeq and is a predicted model, not a curated record. Gene Ontology annotation, biological process: nucleobase-containing compound metabolic process. Gene Ontology annotation, cellular component: mitochondrion; cytoplasm. Gene Ontology annotation, molecular function: ATP binding; AMP kinase activity. Bases 1 to 801 code for a protein of 266 amino acids. The transcript has 2 exons.